This is a messenger RNA of Mycena indigotica, 858 nucleotides long. Its product is annotated as Hydrolase-4 domain-containing protein. Gene Ontology annotation, cellular component: membrane. The record is from RefSeq and is a predicted model, not a curated record. Gene Ontology annotation, molecular function: lipase activity. Bases 1 to 858 code for a protein of 285 amino acids. Lineage: Eukaryota; Fungi; Basidiomycota; Agaricomycetes; Agaricales; Mycenaceae. The transcript is spliced from 8 exons.
AUGACCGUCUUUUUCACCGAAAGCUGGCGCCUCGGUCCCGCCGACACCAACUUCUACGUGCGAGUCUACGAAGCUAGCGACGCUCGCGCCAUCCUCGUCUUUGUGCAUGGCGCGGCUGAACAUUGUGGCCGCUACACCGACAUGCACACCGCGCUUGCGCGUGAUCACGGCAUUUUGGUGUUUGCCUACGACCUCCGCGGCUAUGGUCGGACUGCGAAGGAUGGCACCCACAAGAGCCCUGCCUCUCGGAGGCUCAACAGCAAUAUAAGCUUCUUCCGGUCUUCGUUAUGGGCUGUUCAUUCGUGGGUCGCACAUCUAGGCGGGACGACGGUGCUCGGGUUGAUGACCGACCCUGCUCGCAAAGAGAAUCCGGCGGUCAAGCUUGUCCGCGGGGUUGUCGCCGGCAGCGCCACGCUUGCACUCACCAAGCCCCCGCCCGCACCCGUCGUGUGGCUGUUAACGCAGAUUGCUCGUGUUUCCCCAUGGACGUUGUUUCCCGUGCGCAACAAGACUGAAGACUUGUCGCGUAACACGACGACCGGACAAGAGUACGAGGACGACCCUCUUGUCGGCGUUCCCGGCAGUCUCAGGUGUCUUUCGUCCAUGAUCAAGCAGGGUGAAUUAAUCCAACGCACGCCGGAUAAUUGGCCCAGCGCUCUCCCAAUUCUCUUCGUUCACGGUGACGCCGACGCGCUUGCAUCCCAUACCGCCACUCAGAAGUUUUAUAUGAACAUUUCUGCUGACGACAAAACCUGGAUAACCUAUGCAGGAGGUACGCAUGAGUUGCACAAUGAGCCUGAUGGGAUCCGGGAGAAGUCGCUGAGGGACAUAGCCGUGUUCAUUCAAAGUCACUGCUGA